AUGUUAAAUAAAUUAAAUAAAACAUAAGUUAUAGAAGAAAAACAAAACUCCAGAAUUUAUAACUCUAUGCAAGUGGAAAGCAACAAUAAAAAUUCCACUUAAGAUUAUCAAGUACAUCUAAGAGCAGACUCAACAAUCCUGAUACCAUUUAUAGAUGCUUGUUCCUUGGAAUGGAAUGAAAAUGCAAUUUCUGAGGCUGCAAAUAACAAUUCAGGGGAUUAUGAAGCUAAUUUCUUGCAUUUCAAACAUUAUCUUGAAGAUUAAUGUGUUUUCUUAAAAAACAAUUAUGAUCUGGCAAUUCGAAUAGUUGAUUAUUUAGAUAGUAAAAAACUAUUCACUGAUUACAUCAAAAAUACUGAGGCUUAAUUACAAGCCGAUGAUAAGGGAAGAAGCACAACAAAUAUCCAGCAUACGAUUAAAACUAUUAGAAAGGAUAUAUAUCGCUUUAGAAAAGAGCUCAAGGAGAUAAUGGCCAUCUGUGCAGAAGCAGAAACACCAUUGAUACUUAAUGAAGUUGGGAAUCUCAAAAAAGAAAUUUUAGAGAAGUACAAUUAAUUAGUCAAUGACAUAAUUCCUGGCAUUUUAUUUGAUGAUAUUUCAAUUGAAAUAGUUCAAAACUAUUACAUUAAUUAAUCAAAUGCUUAAUCUGACGAAGUUAUUCAUUUUAAUUUAGUUAAAUCAUAUGUGUUAUCGCCAUUCAUUCCACGAUUUAGAGCUUAUGUCUAUUAAAUUUAUGAAAUUGCUCAGUCAGAGUUCAAUUAGACUCAAAAUCUGUUAAAUAAAUUACAAUAACUGGGUAAAACUGCUAGCAAUUAGUAAACCUAAUCAGUUUAAUUAUACUAUGAUUUACCAUAAUUUAUAGAUUAAUACAAAGUCAAUCUUAAUUAAUAAUGUUCUUUAUUACCUACAACUCUAUAAGAUGAUAAGGAAUAUUGGAAUUAUUAUGAAUAAAAUGUUUAGUUGAAGGAGAAGAUCAAUAAUGAAUUAACGAAUAUUAAGAUUAAAAAUGAAUAGGAAUAAUAAGAGAUGAGUUUUGUCUAAUUAGAAUUCAAUUAAUUAGUAGAACAAUAAGAUUAUUUUCACAAACUAUUUCUAUUUCAAAAGCAAAUUCCAAUCCUUAUAGAUUAAUUAAAAGAUAUCAAUACAGAGAUUAACAAAAUGUGGAAAGAGUUGCCAGAAAGUAAAGUAAUUUAACAGGAGCGAUUAUCAUAAAUGCUUUAAACUUGUAUUAACAUCAGCAAGAGUAUCUAUGACCAAUUUCCUCAUGGUAGGAUUCCAUUUAAAUUUCAACAAGUCUCAAUGACAGCUGAUAAUUUGGCUAAGUAGAUUUAAGAUCUAACUAAUUUCAAUAUUGAUUAAAACCAAUUAAAUUAUUAGAAUAACCCAAGUCUGCCUGAUAGAAUAAAAGAACUAAUGAAAUGGGAGUACAAUGGAGAAUCAAUUGAAUAAGCUCAAGGGGAGAAUGCAGAAAUAAACAGUUAUCUUACCUAAAUAUUUGAAUUUAAUUCAAUUACAAAUAAACCUCCUUAAAUUGAAGGUGAAUUAAAUUAAUAACUAGAGUAAUGCAACCCUGAUAAUAUCAAUGAGAUGAUGGAACUGAAUGAAAACUAUAAUAUAUGGAAGAAUAUGUAAGCUGCAGGAAUGAUCUUGAAUGAAGAGUAAUUAUAUGCAACUCUAAAAGAUUUGCAAAGAUUACCUUAAUUUGCUAAGAAACUAUAACAUCUCAAGACAUUCUUCUCUAUUAAUUAGUAAAUGCAAUAUGUUGGAUAUAUUACAGAUGUUCUAAAUUUGGUUUAAUUGGUCUAAAAUAAAUAGUUAGAUCAAGCUAAAUUAUUCAUUUAAUAAUCAAAAAAUAUUCCAAGAAUUUAUAAAUAGAAUUUAUCAUAAGCACUAAGUUGA
Paramecium tetraurelia is the source of this 1899-nucleotide messenger RNA. RefSeq lists its product as uncharacterized. NCBI's taxonomy places the organism in Eukaryota, Ciliophora, Oligohymenophorea, Peniculida, Parameciidae. The record is from RefSeq and is a predicted model, not a curated record. The transcript has 3 exons.